Penicillium verhagenii is the source of this 1740-nucleotide messenger RNA. RefSeq names its product splicing factor u2af large subunit. Gene Ontology annotation, molecular function: pre-mRNA 3'-splice site binding; poly-pyrimidine tract binding. The record is from RefSeq and is a predicted model, not a curated record. Gene Ontology annotation, cellular component: U2-type prespliceosome; nuclear speck; commitment complex. NCBI's taxonomy places the organism in Eukaryota, Fungi, Ascomycota, Eurotiomycetes, Eurotiales, Aspergillaceae. The transcript has 4 exons. Bases 1 to 1740 code for a protein of 579 amino acids. Gene Ontology annotation, biological process: mRNA processing.
AUGAACGGUGACACGUAUUCAUCCAGAGACUCUGGACGUCCCCGCGAUUACUACCGCGACGAGCGGCGUGAUCGGGGAGAACAAGGAGACCGAGGUGGUCGGGGUGGUGACCGGAGUGAAAGACCUGAGAGAGGAGAGCGACGACGAUCGCGAUCACCUCACUACGGCCAACGAGGCUCUCGCCGUGAGCCUGAAGCCAAUUCCUACUCGUCCAGCCGCGACUACCGUGCCCGUGAGCGCGAAGAUCGCUACACAAGCGGCCGAAGAGACGACCGGGAAUGGGAUCGUGGAGAUAGGGGAGACCGUGGAGAACGGGGAGAACGUGGUGGAGACCGUGGCGAUCGCCGCCGCCGCCCUGACCGACCCGACUUCGAAGAAAGACCUCGUCCUCGUGGGGACCUCUUUGAGGAUCGCCCUCGCCGUGGUGGAGGUGGUGGUAUUGGUGGUGGCGGCGAUCGAGACCGUCAGGACCGCGGAGACCGUGGCGGUGACAGAAGAGAACGCCGGAGAUCCGCAUCACCUCCGCAGAGGAAGGAGCCUACACCAGACUUGACCGAUAUUCCCUCAAUUCUGGACCGCAAGCGGCGCCUCACUCAGUGGGAUAUCAAGCCCCCAGGCUAUGAGAAUGUAACUGCAGAGCAAGCUAAGCUUUCUGGUAUGUUCCCUCUGCCGGGAGCCCCUCGACAACAACCAAUGGACCCCAGCCGUCUGCAGGCGUUCAUGGACCAGCCUGCUGGUGCCACCGAAAAUACCGCCCUGAAGCCAUCCAACUCCCGCCAGUCAAAGCGUCUCUUUGUGUACAACCUUCCUCCUGGUUCCACCGGAGAUGCCAUAAUCUCCUUCUUCAACUUACAGUUGAAUGGCCUGAAUGUGGUCCAGAGCGUCGACCCAUGUGUCUCCGCUCAGGUCUCCGAGGAUCAAACAUUUGCACUUUUGGAAUUCAAAACUCCAGCUGAUGCUACGGUUGCUCUGGCCUUUGAUGGAAUUACUAUGGCUGAGAGUGGUGACAAGGGUCUGGAAGUCCGUCGACCCAAGGAUUACAUUGUGCCCAACGGAAGCGCAGACCAGGAAUAUCAGGAAGGCGUACUACUUAGCGAAGUACCGGACUCACCAAACAAGAUUUGCGUUUCCAACAUCCCCGCCUACAUUCCAGAAGACCCCGUCACAAUGUUGCUCAAGUCGUUUGGCGAAUUGAAGUCAUUUGUCUUGGUCAAGGAUGGAUCGACUGAAGAAUCACGAGGAAUUGCUUUCUGCGAAUACGCUGAAGCUAGCUCGACUCUCAUCGCCGUGGAAGGUCUCAAUGGCAUGGAGCUAGGUGACCGCCACCUCAAGGUCGUCCGUGCUAGUAUCGGUACUACACAGGCGGCUGGUCUGGAUAUGGGUGUUAAUGCCAUGUCAAUGUUUGCCAAGACUACUUCUCAAGAUAUGGAGACUGGCCGUGUGCUGCAACUCUUGAACAUGGUUACUGUCGAUGAACUUCUCGACAAUGACGACUAUGAGGAGAUCCUGGAAGAUGUUACCGAAGAGUGUGGAAAAUACGGAAAGGUUUUGAGCCUUAAAAUCCCCCGCCCUAGUGGUGGUAGCCGCAGCUCUUCGGGCGUCGGAAAGAUUUUCGUCAAGUUUGAUACUGAGCAAUCGGCAACCAAUGCCUUGAAAGCAUUGGCUGGCCGUAAGUUCUCAGACCGAACUGUUGUUGUCUCAUACUUUGGAGAGGAGAACUUUGAUGUUGAUGCUUGGUAA